AAAGCUUUUAAAGCAAAAAUGAUAUUAGGACCGUACAAAGGAACCCCGGGGGAUAUAAGUAUUUUAGCCCCCAAAAAGCCGGUUACUUGCUUUAAAUGCGGGCAAUUAGGCCAUAUCGUUAUAACAUGCAAAAUACGAACGGAUAACCCGGAAAGUUCGUUGGCUUUAGCAACCAUACAAAGGGCAAAAGGGAAAAGGCCCAAAGUACGGUGUUACGGGUAUGGGGAGCUAGGCCAUAUCCGGCCGGCGUGCUUUAAAAAAAGCAAAAUAUUGCUAUUUAAUUCGAUACCGUUAUUUAGCCGUUUAAGCACCGGGGUUUAA
This is a messenger RNA of Gaeumannomyces tritici R3-111a-1, 321 nucleotides long. RefSeq lists its product as hypothetical. Gene Ontology annotation, molecular function: zinc ion binding; nucleic acid binding. The annotation marks the transcript as partial. Lineage: Eukaryota; Fungi; Ascomycota; Sordariomycetes; Magnaporthales; Magnaporthaceae. The record is from RefSeq and is a predicted model, not a curated record. The transcript has a single exon.